This is a messenger RNA of Plasmodium gonderi, 951 nucleotides long. RefSeq names its product 60S acidic ribosomal protein P0,ribosomal phosphoprotein P0. The record is from RefSeq and is a predicted model, not a curated record. Bases 1 to 951 code for a protein of 316 amino acids. Lineage: Eukaryota; Apicomplexa; Aconoidasida; Haemosporida; Plasmodiidae. Gene Ontology annotation, cellular component: cytosolic large ribosomal subunit. Gene Ontology annotation, biological process: cytoplasmic translation; ribosomal large subunit assembly; ribosome biogenesis. Gene Ontology annotation, molecular function: structural constituent of ribosome; large ribosomal subunit rRNA binding. The transcript has a single exon.
AUGGCUAAACUAUCAAAGGCAAAAAAAAAACAACUUUAUAUUGAAAAGCUAAGUUCAUUGAUCCAACAGUACACGAAAAUAUUAAUUGUACAUGUAGACAAUGUAGGAUCAAAUCAGAUGGCUACUGUGCGCCAAAGUCUAAGAGGAAAGGCUAUAAUAUUAAUGGGAAAAAAUACAAGAAUAAGAACUGCACUGAAAAAAAAUUUACAAGCUGUUCCACAGAUAGAAAAAUUGUUGCCAUUAGUAAAAUUGAAUAUGGGUUUUGUAUUUUGUAAAGAUGAUUUAACCGAAGUGAGGAGUAUAAUUUUGCAGAACAAAUCACCUGCACCAGCAAGGUUAGGUGUUAUAGCCCCAAUUGAUGUUUUCAUACCCCCAGGACCAACAGGAAUGGAUCCAUCUCAUACGUCUUUCUUUCAAUCACUUGGUAUAUCUACCAAAAUUGUGAAAGGACAGAUAGAAAUUCAAGAACAUGUACAUUUAAUUAAGCAAGGAGAAAAAGUCACAGCAUCAUCAGCAACCCUUUUACAGAAAUUUAAUAUGAAACCAUUUUCCUAUGGUGUUGAUGUAAGAACUGUGUAUGACGAUGGUGUAAUUUAUGAUGCUAAAGUUUUAGACAUAACUGAUGAAGACAUUUUAGAAAAGUUUGGAAAAGGUGUUUCAAAUGUUGCAGCAUUGUCAAGAUCAAUAGGUGUAAUAACAGAAGCUUCAUAUCCACAUGUGUUUGUAGAAGCAUUUAAAAAUAUUGUUGCUCUAGUAAUUGACACAGAUUAUACUUUCCCAUUAAUGAAAAAAAUUAAGGACAUGAUUGAAAAUCCACAAGCAUAUGCAUCCGCUGCUCCAGCAGCAGCUACAGCCAAAGCAGAUGAUUCUAAAAAGGAAGAAACCAAAAAGCAGGAAGAGGAGGAAGAAGAGGAAGAGGAUGGUUUCAUGGGAUUUGGAAUGUUUGAUUAA